CUUGAACUUUAUAUCUUUUUGCCGCGUGUGAUCUUGUCCUUUUAUAACACCCAUAAUCAUCUGACUCAACAAUUCCUCUAACCGAUCAUGGCGUUCAAGACCUCUGGAUGCUUUCUCAUGGCGAUCAUCUUCUUCUUCAUCACUUCCAUAUCUUCUUCACAUCCUUACACCUUCCAAGUUGGUGGCAAAGAUGGCUGGACCCUGCACCCAUCCGAAAACUACAACAAUUGGGCCGGCCGAUUGCGCUUUCUGAUCAACGAUACCCUCCAUUUUAAGUAUGAUGGUAGCUCAGACUCUGUUCUGGUGGUGAAUAGAAGUGAUUAUGAUGGAUGCAAUGGGAAUAAUCCCGUUUUGAAGCUCGAAGGCGGUGAUUCGACGUUUAAGUUUGAUCGAUCGGGUCCCUUUUAUUUUAUUACCGGGAAUAAGUCGAAUUGUGAUCAAGGUCAGAAACUGAUUGUGGUGGUUUUGGCUGUUAGAAACCGAUCACCGCCACCGUCGGCCGCUACUCCGCCUUCGCCUACGGCCCUUCCGCCAUCUCCCGAAAUAUCCCCUGUUUUUCCACCAUCCCCUGUUUCGACUCCUCCCGCGCCUUCGCCUGGAGGAGGGGCACCUACGCCCGGUGGCGGAGGCGCCCCUUCACCUGGAGGAGAAGGUGGUGCGCCUACUCCAGGUACUACUGGUGGAGGAGGAGGCGCUCCUCCUCCAGGGACUGGCACUGGCGGAGGAGGCGCCCCUUCUCCAGGUAGUGGCGGCGGUAAUAAUCCGUCAGCGGACACUACAUCACCUCCGCCCCCAUCGGCCGCAACAUCACCACUUUCUGGUGGCUUAACUGCAUUAGGUGUAACGGUUAUCUUUGCUUUAUGGGGGAUUUGAAACAGAAAUUUUAAGGAUUCGAUUAUGUAUAAAUGUUGGGGAGUUUUGUUGAUGGAUUUGUUUGAGUGUCAUUGUAUUGUAAUAUAUUGUUGGAUUGAUGUAAGUAGGAGAAUGCUUAUA
Molecule: messenger RNA, 993 nt
Organism: Helianthus annuus (common sunflower)
Lineage: Eukaryota; Viridiplantae; Streptophyta; Magnoliopsida; Asterales; Asteraceae
Product: early nodulin-like protein 2
Exons: 2
Coding region: 88-873 (261 amino acids)
Cellular component (GO): plasma membrane
Molecular function (GO): electron transfer activity
Source: RefSeq, a predicted model, not a curated record